Molecule: messenger RNA, 10516 nt
Organism: Ictalurus punctatus (channel catfish)
Lineage: Eukaryota; Metazoa; Chordata; Actinopteri; Siluriformes; Ictaluridae
Gene: zbtb7a
Product: zinc finger and BTB domain containing 7a
Exons: 4
Coding region: 2179-3906 (575 amino acids)
Biological process (GO): regulation of transcription by RNA polymerase II
Molecular function (GO): DNA-binding transcription factor activity, RNA polymerase II-specific; protein binding; RNA polymerase II cis-regulatory region sequence-specific DNA binding
Source: RefSeq, a predicted model, not a curated record
GCUUACUUUAACUUUGCAUAGAAUGACUGUUUCUUCUAAAUAUUGUCUGUGGGGUGUCAAGAUUAAUCUCAUUCAAACUUGACAUUGAUGUUUAUAAACAGAAGUGAUCUGACUAUAAGAAAGUUCUACUUAUGAAUUACACAGUAUUAGAUCAUUAUCAUGGUCUUCAAGUAGACACAUCUGGCAUGCAUGAAGAAAUGUGGCACCCCUAGUGGACUGUUAAACUGUUUAGAAAAUGUUCAGCUUAUGUAUGAGAUACGCUGCAAAUGACUGUGAAAAACUUCACUACCCUCUAACCUUGUGACUGUUUUGUUUCUUUUGUUGGCAGAUGUGAAUUGUUUAAGAUGUGUAUCUGUUUAAACCCUUCCUCAUUUUUUAAAAACCUCAAGCUCAACCCCCACAAACCCCAAACCCAGUGGUUGCUUGUCACUAAGGGUCUUUUGGUAGUGUCUCAUGACUUCAGCUUGGUCAGCAGUCUGCUUUGGGUGUCUUGUGCAUGAAACUUCUUCUCUCUUUCUCUUUCCGUCUUUUUUUGUUCAAGGAUGUAUGUGGAUAAUUUCCAGCCCAUACUGGCUUAACUCGUUUUGGCUGGUGCGGGUACAGGGAGGGCACGAGGGGUAUUUUUAUUUGCUGAUGACGCCCAGUGUCUGAACAAUACACAGAAAAGGCGCCUUGUCUUGUCAGGGGUGAGGCCUCUCUUUAUUGUCUCUUAGUUGCUGUGUGAAUGACACAUAUUUGAGCCCACUUUAAGUGAGUGUACUUUCUAUCUGGGUAGAUUAUGCCAUGGGGUCAUUUUGAGUCAUGGCACUCACCUAGGAAUGCUACGAGGCCUUCGAUCUCAAACUUGGCGAGUGAGUGUAUAUGUGUGUGAGUGUUUGGGAACACAAAGACAACCGCCCAUAAAGUAAACAUUAAUGUUGCCUUUCUUUUAUAUAAAAUAAAUGGAGGAUUGCUGGGAGUAUUUCCUCUUUAUAGUUUGUGGAUUUAUUCAGAUAUAGUGUAUACUGUCACACCCGACCUGUCUACCUGAAAUAGAGAUUUGUUGGUAUCUUGUGUGCAAUGAAAUUCAUUUCCAUUUCAGGUUUUUAUGAAUAAUGUGACUACAUCAAAAUUCAAUUAUACAUUUUUAAUGAUUUAGAUAUUUUUUGUGUGCCAUUCCAACUUAACUACAUUCUGCGAGAGCUCUCUUUUAUGGAAAAUUGGGCCUGCAUAUGUUAUAAAGAUAGGAUUUUCCGUUCCCUCAUAUUUAGAAAAUUCAAAAUCAUAUACAAGUUGGUCACAUGUAUUCAAAUAUAUAAGUUUGGGACAUGUAUUCAUGUGUUGUUUUGGACUGACUGUCCUAGUGAAGGAAUUUGCUAAAUUGGAGUUGACUGGAAUUGAACAUUUGUGCCGUGGAGCAAUUCCAGUAGGCAGCCAGUGUGCUCUGUAUAUAGUUUUCAUUCGGGGGCAGUCGGCUGGGUGGGCUGUUGUGAAGCAUAUUUAAACUGAUCAAAUUAGAGACUCUGAUGCUGGGAGAUGGGCUGCAGUGAGCUAACCUUCCUAUCGGUAAUCAGAGAACUCAUCUCAUUAUGGUCUCAUUGCACUCUUUAAAGAGCCUUCUUCCACUUGUCCUUAUCUGCAGUGGGUCUGUCGACAAGUCGGGCAAGGCCUACUUCUUAGUUUCCUUUACAGUAAUGUGGAAUCCGAUUGCUGUAAGGUUAUUCUCUCACCCGCCCCCGUUCGCCAUUAUGGAGCUCGGCCUCCGAGGCGUGUGGAGGAGAGUCCUUGACACACUUACCUUUGCGUAAUCAUUGCGAGAUCUGUGGAUAAUAAAACGGCAGCGGGUGGGAGGUGCAUUUUUUGCCUCCUCAGCAGAGGCAGAAAAGGAGGAAGUGGAAGCUGUGGUGGGCUGGUGGCGGACGAGCGCAGUGCAGUGUCUGGGAGAGCUGGUCAUCUGAUAACAGAGUGGGUUCUGUUACACCAUCACAGGAGUCACACAGGAAGUCAUCUUCCGUCCUUUCUGCCGGCCUCUGCAGCAGAGAUGGAGACAUGGCGACGGCCACUACACAAGGGCACUGGAAACAGCAGAGCUGCAUUCUGAGGCCUUUUCUGCCAUUUUAGACAGGCAGACGGACAGACGGCAGGACGGAGACCCGGGCGGCGGCUGCGAUUGGCGGCUCGACGGCAGGCUGGUGGAAGAUGUCGUCGGGGGCCGGCCGGCGGGCGUGCGAAGCAGAGGAGGGCCCAGUGGGCAUCCCCUUUCCUGAGCACAGCGCUGACCUGCUGGAAGGCUUGAACCGGCAGCGGCUCAGCGGCCUGCUGUGUGAUGUGCUACUGGUGGUACAGGAGCGUGAGUUCCCAGCCCACCGCUCGGUUCUAGCCUCCUGCAGCUCCUACUUCCACAAACUCUUUACCUCAGGCCUGGCUGCUGAGCGCCAGAGUGUUUACGCACUGGACUUUGUGCGUGCUGAGGCGCUUGCUGCGCUGCUGGAUUUCGCCUAUACAGCCACACUCACCGUAAGCCGUAGCAGUGUAGCCGACAUCCUGAGUGCCGCCUGUCUGCUUGAGAUCUCACCUGUCCAAGACGUCUGCACACACCUGCUCGACACCAAAGUGCUCUCCCUUCCGACGGUCAGUGAGCGAAUAGAGGAUGAGCUGGAAGAGGAUGGAGCGUGUGGGCGGAGCAGCCGAGAACAGGGCAACCGGCUACGCGCUCGCGAGUACCUGGAAUUCUUCCAGCGGGGGGCGCACUGGAGCAGCAGCUGCAGUACACCAGAGCUCAGGGACAUGCCCGCACACCUGCACUUUAGCCAUCGCAACGGCGCUGACAGCAAUGGCACGCCGUCUAACUACUUCCCUCCCCCAGGCGCAGGGCUGGCAAUGCACCCUCCACCAGACCCGGAGGAUGACCCAGAUGAGCAGCAGGACACCAAGGAUGUGCUGAUCUGGACUCGAGGGAAUGGCACUGAAGCACUCUCACACUUCUAUGCCCCAUCAUCACAGAAUGGACACUUCUACCUCCAUCAAUCCGAGCCCAAGGCAGAGCGGGAAGCAGAGGCGGAGCGCGAGGUGGAGCGAGGGCCUGCCAGCGCUCUCCUGCAGCAGAUGAUGGACUCUAUAGAGCGGCAGAAGGAGAGGCCAGCUGGGGCUGAAAACGAAGGCGCUGACGGAGAUGAGCCUGACGUGGAGUUUUACUUGAAGUACUUUAACAGUGUGCAGCGUGAAGAGGCAACCCUUCCACUCUGGGCCUCGGUGCGAGGCGGAGAAGGUAGAGGUGCUGGAGGCCAACCUAGCACAGGGAAUGCCGGCGGUGAGAGAAAAAUGCGCUCCAAGGCCUUCCAGAAGUGCCCUAUUUGCUCCAAGGUCAUCCAGGGUGCUGGCAAGCUACCCCGCCACAUCCGCACGCACACUGGAGAGAAGCCCUACGAGUGUGCCAUCUGCAAAGUGCGCUUCACCAGACAGGACAAACUCAAGGUUCACAUGCGCAAGCAUACAGGAGAGAAGCCUUACCUGUGCACACAGUGUGGUGCCGCCUUUGCUCACAACUAUGACCUGAAGAAUCACAUGCGUGUACACACCGGCUUACGCCCCUAUCAGUGCUCCAGCUGCUUUAAGACCUUUGUGCGCUCGGAUCAUCUCCACCGCCACUUGAAGAAGGAUGGCUGCAAUGGCAUCCCAUCUCGCCGUGGACGCAAACCUCGCGUACGAGAACCAGAUGCACUUGAAGCCCCUCUGGAGCCGACCGGCACAGGGCCGAGAUCCACCAGGGGCCAACUGCAUCCAGAGGAUGAGGAGGAUGAAGAGGAGGAGGGCAUCGGUGUGGUUGUUAUGGAAGAAGUUCCAGAGAGCCGCACACACAGCCCACUGGCUGACAGAGAGGCUAGAGGAGAUGCAACUGCAAGGCAAAGAGACGCCACAACGCCAUAAAUUACACACUGCUGGUGCUGGUGUUGCACAGAAAUCAGAGAAAAAAAAAGAAAAUCAAUUGAGAGAAAAAAAAAAGCUACAACUCCACGCUUCUUUUUAAAAACCAAAUCAGGGUGUCCCAAAAAUCUAAUCUUAAUUUACAUCUUUCUUUCUGUUUCCCCCACCCCUUUAACAUUCAGCAUUGAGACCUGAAACUACAGUUACUGGCCUGUUGAAGAGCGAAGAGCACUUGACAUCACUCACCUGUGCUGUCUCUGUCUUUCUGGGUGUUUAUUUUUGAUUUUGUGUUCUUAAAUUAACUUAAUCGCUUGUCCAUAUGCAUACGAGACAAUGGAGCUACUAUGCAGUUAAAACAGGUUCCUCAUCUCUGGAUUGUGUCCACAGGGCUUUGUCUUAAACAAGUAAGGUGUCAAACACCUGGCUGACCAUGGCUGCUAAUGCAACAGGUAAACAAAGAAUGAUCCAAGAUGUGGGAGAAGCAACAAAUGAAUCUUUUUUUUUUUCUUUCCCUAAUGCAGUGAAAAAUAUGUACAUAUACCAUAAAGAAAAGGUUCUAUUGUCUCAGAUCAAUAUGGCAAUAUUAUGCAAUUCUGAUGCAGCACCUUCUUUAUAAAUGUUCCAGAAAGAAUCAGACAGGGGUUUGAUUUUAAGUGUUACUUUCUCUAUAAAAAAUAUUACACGGUUAUAUCUUUUUAAAAGGUUAACAGUUUAAGUGAAAUCUUAUUAGGCCAUGGGAGGAAGAGAUGGUAUGAGGUUCUGUGUUUCUGAAGCACUACCGUCAUCAGUUUGCCACUGAGCAAAACCAUGUUGAAUCUUUUACCUCUCACACGCCUGUUUUUCCUCCUUUUAGAAUUCUUGGGUUAUUUUUUUUCUCGUCUUAUUUUUGUCAUUGUUGAUGUUUUAAUUUGAAUUGGCUGUUUUGGGUACUUGACACUUUACAUUGUAUACAUGUGUGUAUAUAUUAGGUGAUAAUGAUAUUGGUCCCUUUAUAAAAGGUUUAUUACAGAUUGUUAGGGUUAUAUCUUCCUUCAGCUUCACUCUAGGCUCCUCCCUGAGUGAAGCUUACAAAGGGUGAAAGGCUGUUUGAAUGUAUGAGAACAUUUAAUUGAGGAAUCCAAUUUGUCCUAAACUCAGCACUUGACGGAAUCGGCAAAUUCCCUCCCAAAGCAUGAACCGUGAUCUCUGUGUGUGUGUGUGUGUAUGUGUGAGUGAGAGAGCGAGAGAUGUUGAAUGAUUCUGCCAAGGUCUGCCAGCUCAGUGAGAGAGAGAGGGUGCUGUUUUACAGACAGCCGGUGCACAAAGGCUGAGAAUGUUUUCUCUUUUCAUGCAUGGGAAGGAAGGAAAGAGAGAUGAGCACCUUUUAUGCAUUUGCACAGCUUUACUAAAGAUUUAAUUCCAGUGGAGAAAGAAUGAGAGAUUUCUACUUAAGAGAGAAGGGAAGUUAGAAGUACGUGUUCCAACAUUCUGCCCAAGGGACCACCGAGGUGAUGAGAUGAGCAAUAAGUACUUGUUUGGGUUGGGAGGCCAUAUCGGGGGAGAAGGGGGUUGACAUUCCAUUAAUUUUGUGAGUGUUGAUCUCUGGAAGGGUGCAACACUGUCCUUUGGACACAUCCUAAGCCACGUGACUCAAUCCCCGGGGCUGGGAGCGUCAGCAUGUCAGGUUUGUGGGCACGUCCAAACAUGCUUCACUCCAAAAUCUGGCAUUGUGACUGCAGUUAUGGUCGCCUAUGUUUUUAUUAGAGAGCGGGGCUAUCAUAGCUAAAUCUUAUUAAUUCCAAAAGUGCUUGAUGGACUUUACAGACCUCACAUAGAUUUGCCUCAUUUGGAGAAUACAAACGAAAAUCUUGGUGUAAUUGCUGGUGGCAGUGACUAGAAAAUAAAGUUUUUAAUACCGUUUACGAGGCAGAUAUCAUCACCGACUUUGCCAUUGCUGCAGCUGCAGUGCUGUGCCCAAUGUUUCAGUCCUUUGCACCUUAACAGGAGCAGCAGGUUUUGAUUGCACUUUGUUACUGAGAAGGGCACUUUUUUGUCAUAAUAAACGGGUACUUUGAAACAAAAGAGAGAAUGUGCUAAAAAAAAAAAAAAGAAGAAAAAAAAAAAAAGACACCCAUCUAUGUCACGAUGCUUAAGCUUGGUUCUUUGUUGUGGUUAUAGUUUUUUGACGACUGGCUGCCAAAAUACAAUCUAUACAGUUACACGUUGCAGGGUUAUCAUGUUGAGUUUCCGAAAUGGUGUGCGACCUUGAUUAGAAAACAAGCAGACUUUUAAAAAGACACCCUUAAAAAGAAGAUAUUGCCCUUAUAUCUGAUUGCACUUGAAAUUUUCAUUUGAUGUAUACAAUUUUCUUUAUGUCUUAAUGCAAAAUGGGGUCAUUGAGGGGUGGCUACAUGCUUGUGUGUGUGUGUGUGUGUGUGUGUGUGUGUGUGACAGAAUGCGUGUUUGGGUGCCUGCGUGUCUGCAGGGGUCUUCCAGUAAUUCUUAAUACGUAUAUUCCGUUUAGACAGUUGACAGUUCAUUACUCUGGUUUAUAUCAUUAUGUGCAUAGAACAGACUGCCUGUUAUACUCUAACUCCAAUUUUCACUCAAUGACAACCUGUGUAGGGGUUGUAAUAAAAGGGAUGUGUUUGGUUAAGGUUGCUAUUGCAAGGCCACACCCUAAGCAGUGCUCACUGCAGAGUGAGCUUAGUUUGUCCUGACCCACAUUAUGUGACCAGUCUGUCCAGAAAUUCCAAGGCUUUUUUGUUUUUCUUUAAUGCACUUUGGGUUGAUUAUUGGGAACACAGCUUCUAGCUGUCCAUAAACCUAAACCCUACACUAAAACCUUCUGUGACUCAACUUGCAGCUGGUCAAUCCAUAGAGCAGAGUGAAGUUGCGUGUGAUGAAAAUUAUCCACAGUCCAAAACCAGGAUCCCUUAUUACUUAAGCAAGUCGAGUAGAAAUCAUUGAGAAAAGGAAAUGUACUUGAGUUCUUUCUUUCACUAUUACUGUCCUUUUUUGUGAUCUUUUGCUGCCUGUUUACUAGAUGAAAUGAGUCUUUUCUUUUUACCCUGCAAGGGUUGUUCCUGCGAUUACUUUUAAGUUUAUAGCUCUUGUAUGAUUUGACGUGUGUAUAGGGGAGGGAUGGGGUUUGAACUUAUAUAGUGGAGAUGGAUGAUUGUUUUUGGUGGCUCAGUUUGGGGUAAUAUGUAGCCUGAUAGCACUGGAUAUGGUGCUUUAGCUGAAACAGCAAGAAUUUUUUGCACUAAAAGUCCUUAAAUAAGAAGGACAGGUUAACUGGGCAAGGCCUUUGAGUUUCCAUGAACACAGAGCCUAAUUUACGCCUGCGUCACCUCCCUUAUUUUUCUUUACCUCCCUUAUUAUUAUUAUUAUUAUUAUUAAUCAUCAUUAUAAAUCCAAAGUAGGUAAAGGCCUGGAUUACUUGAAAAAUUUAAACUCAUAUAAGCUUGCUGUCUCUUUCUUACCUAACCUAAUGAUUGCAUCAGAUCAAAUUUCCAAAUAACGCCAACAUUAUUGAGCAACAUAACUUGUUGAAAAAGUAAUGUGGUUAAAAAAAAAUCCAAAGCACAUAUUACAUGUCAGUGAAACCACAACACAAGACACAUGAUGGCAAAGCAUUCAGGAAAUUGCCUGUAAACACAAACUGUUAACUGGAUAAAACGCUAAAUACCUGAUUUCACAUCUGUCUGAUUAAGUAUUGACAUAUCUGUAGGUUCAUAGCAGCUCACUGGCCUUGUCUGGGGAUUAAAAAUUGUAUAAAUGGGUCCACAAGGAGUCUGAGGGAGGCUGUGUAUAAACCUGACUAAGUGGAGAGGGAACUGGGUAAGAAUGUGCCUUAUCAUUUUAAGAUAUCAGGACCAUUCUUGUUCAUUCCCAUAAACAACCACACCAGAACGUGUGAAGCUGUUCAUAUGAGGCAAUGCUAUGGUAGGUUUUUUUGAAAAGUAAGGUUGGGCACUAUGACGGUAUUACAUGAAUAUUGUGAUCAGUUGCAUCAUAUAAAAGUACAUACACUUAAGAGAUAUUUUUUUUUCUUAGUUAAAUUAUUAGUUGUCUAGAUAUUAAAUAAACCCAUUAUUUGAAGCCCUGUUUUUAAAAAUGGCAUUACUGUUUUGCUGGCACUUUGUUACCAAGACUAAAUAUCACAAUAUGUAAAUAAAGUAUUGUGAUAUAUUUUUGUCAUUUUGCCCAGUCCUAGCGAAAAGCUCCAGUCUUCACUCCUCUUCAUAGAAGGUCGAUGUCUCAGCUCCCUUUAAUGACUCCUAGAUAGACGCUACACUGAAAUGGUGUGUCUUUUCAAAAGAAAUUGUCACUUGUAAUAUCCAAAUAUCAAUUUGUCUUUGUUUUAUUUAUUUGUCGGGUUCUGGACAAGCAUUAAAAACACAUGCAAUGACAGAGAUUACUGUAAUAAUCAUGGAAUGAAUGGUAGUAAGGGUUAAAAACAGUCCCAUCUGAGUUAGACAGUAACUCAGCAAGCCAAGGGUUGAUUUCUGACUAGGUAUAUGCAAGCUACAGAGAGAUUUGUGCUGUAGUUCUGCACAUCCAUGGAGAGACUGCUGUCUGUUGCUUACAGGCGCUUUGCACUAGGAGUCCUUUGUGGGUGUGGGAACCAGUGGUUUGCACAGAAUGGGGAGGGCGAGUAGCGUUUUAGUACAAACACAGGUAGUUGUUGUGUUGUUAUGUUCCAGAAUGAAUGAUGUCUCCCUACGCGUGUGAUAGCUUCAGAUUUGUUGUGAUUUCAGUUAUUGAAAUGAUGCUGAGCAGCAGUGCAUGGUGUGCUUGUGUGUGUCAUUGUGUGGUAGAACACAAGUCACUGUUGUGGAGAUUAUGGGUAAUCAUCUAUUUUUUAAGUCAAUUGCUUCUCAGGUUGAAAAACACUGCAGACCAUUGGUUUGGUACCACCCCAUAGUUUUUUGCCUUGCAUCUAAUCAAAGCUUUAUUGUACAAUUUCUGUCCAUGUCAAGAUUUUAUGUACCAAACAGACCUAUGCACCCACCCUCAAUACUCUGCCUAUCAUGUGCAUUCUCAAGUAAAAGAGAAUCAAAGCGUUAGAUUAUUAGACAAAAACAUCACACUGCAGGAUUAACAUCUACUUUCCCUGAGUUUACAGUUUGAGCUGGCUACAUUCCAGCCUCUCGGCCACAGAAUAUCCAGAGAAGAGAGAGUAGUUUGUGUCAGAGAGUGAUUUUUUUUGUUGGUUUUUUUUGAAGCCACCAACAAAUCCAGGAUGCAUUCCAUAACUACAAAAUUCCCACUUACAAACAAUGGCAGGAGAGUAAACAUUGUUAGGUCUGAGGGAAGAGAAGUGAUGUGUUUCUUUCCCUUUGCCUUCCUUCAGUCCUGAGGUUAGCAAAUAGGCAACAAGGUAGGCUUUUCAAAGCCACUGUGCUGUUUGCAGGUUGGCGAUUGUAACAAAAAGGCACUUUUAUGUGCUUUCUCCCUCAGUUUUUACUGUUAAUGUUGCUGUUUUCUUCUAUUUUGUUAACGUGUUUAGUUUAUAUAUAUAUAUAUAUAUAUAUAUAUAUAUAUAUAUAUAUAUAUAUAUAUAUAUAUAUACCUACAUACAUAUAUAUCUCAUUGUGGACAUGAUGAUUUAUUUAAAUGCAAAAAAACAAAACAAAAAAACUACAUGGAAAGAAAAACUUGAACGUGCUAAUAUUUGGGUUGAAGUCCUUUUGAACUGCCGCCCCACUAAACAGCAUGCAUCUUUAGACAGACACAGCAACAACAGCAGCAGCAGUACAUCAAACAGGAUGUGCUCUCUAAUACAACAUUUUUAGUUGGAAAGACGAAGCUGUAAAUAUGUUUAAAGGUCUUUCCAGAAUUCACAUUUACAGAUUAAAAAGUUGCAGGUUAGAAUGGUACUGUGGUGGCCUUGGUCCCCUCAAACCCAUCCAGGGUCUAGUUGCACAUACUCAUCUUUAACAGUGUCAAUCUUCCAUGCACAUAUGAGGCCACAUAUGACCUCUCUUUAUUUUCCUACUCUAAUGCUAGUUUGUACAAGCACACUAUAGUAGAUUUCAAUCACUUGUUAAAACUAAUUUCAGUGGUUAGAGGGACAAAUAAACGAUCCUUAGAAAUAUAUACAAUAUUUUUGUCAAAUCCUUACAGAGAUUAUAUAGUGUAUAUAAUUACAGAAAAUGCAGACAGGCAGGAAAAACAUACAGAAACAGUAAUUCAGCAAUAGCGUCUUGGUUUUAAACCCUGAUCCGAGUAUUAGGGCACAUUCUAACAGUUCACUUAGGUAAACUUUGGGGCGGCAGAAUAUUUCCCACUAUCUCAGGCUUGGACGGUAGCGAUCCUGUCCUUUUUCAGCUUAAAUUAAGUCCUAUUCCUUUAAAUUGUCGGUGUCUGUUGAAGCUACGGAGGGAUGGGCGAGUUGGGAGAAUUUGCACUUUUGCUGAUGAAAAGAAUUUGUAUUGUAUAUGAGACCACUAAAUGUGCAUUGUCUAAAUCAUGUAAUUCCAUUUUUCCUCCGGUUUUUGGUUCCAUUUUAUUCUGUUGGGUUUCAAUUUUGUUUUGUUUGUUUAUUUUUAUGAAAUAUAUCCAAAAAUGUCUGGUGUCCUGGUUUAAGAAAUAAGAUCUUUCUAUUAAAAAAAAGAAAAGAAAUGUU